This is a messenger RNA of Hyaloperonospora brassicae, 726 nucleotides long. The record is from the annotation of a GenBank genome assembly. NCBI's taxonomy places the organism in Eukaryota, Oomycota, Peronosporomycetes, Peronosporales, Peronosporaceae.
AUGCUGCGGCGGUCCAUCGCCUCAUUGACUCGCUGUGGCCUCCCGCGGUCGGUGGCCGCGAUCCCACCGUCUGGCACGAACCCCAAGCGCUUUGCCCGCGCGUUUCGAGCCGUGCAGCAGACGGAGCGCCACGUCAUUGCUGCGCUGGUGGUCAAUCAACCAGGCUGUCUGGCUGAGAUCGCCAACCUAUUCGCUGCUCGAGGGUACAACAUUGACAGUCUGGUGGUCGGGCGCACAGAGGUCGAGGAGCUCUCGCGCAUGACUGUAGUCAUCAAUGGCACUGCGCAGAGUGCGGUGAACAUGAAGCAGCAGCUGGAAGAUGUUGUGUACGUGGCUGUCGUAAACAUCCUCAGUGGUGGGCAACAGGCAGAAAAAAGCUACGUCGAGCGCGACUUGAUGCUGGCAAAGGUGUCGACAGCUAAGGCUGGGUCCCGUGCGGAGGUUGUAGAGCUAUCUAACCUGUUUGACGCGAAGAUCAUCGACGUGCGACCGCAUCAGGUCAUGGUGCAGCUGGCUGGUACUCCUAGUCGUAUUGAGGCCUUUUUGAACCUGCUAAAGCCGCUGGGCAUCACAGAGAUCCACCGCAGUGGUGUCAUUGCAAUGGCCCGCAGUACGAGUGUGACUGACAAGCUGGGUCAUCUUUCAACGUUUGAGGGCGCCACUCGCACGCUUCUGGACGAGCCCGAUGAUGAAGCGGUUGACGUCUCUCGCCUCCCGCCUGGCUAA